This is a messenger RNA of Ceratotherium simum simum (southern white rhinoceros), 713 nucleotides long. RefSeq names its product acylphosphatase 1 (gene ACYP1). Lineage: Eukaryota; Metazoa; Chordata; Mammalia; Perissodactyla; Rhinocerotidae. The record is from RefSeq and is a predicted model, not a curated record. Gene Ontology annotation, molecular function: acylphosphatase activity.
UGUAUUUUUCUGUGAAUGGUGCUCCCAGACCCUGGGGCGCGCCCCUCCCUGGCAAACGCCCGAGCCCCUAGCUGUGCCCUCCAGUCAUUCCGCGGCAGGAUUCCGAUGUCCGCCCACUUAGCGGGAGUGGGCCUGCUGAUAGCCUUUCUUAGCAUGCUCCGCUGCUCUGUCCGGGCCCCAGGUGUGAACGUGAGCAUGGCAGAAGGGGACACUCUGAUAUCAGUGGAUUAUGAAAUUUUUGGGAAGGUGCAAGGGGUAUUUUUCCGCAAGUACACUCAGGCUGAGGGUAAAAAGCUGGGAUUGGUAGGCUGGGUCCAGAACACUGACCAGGGCACAGUGCAAGGACAAUUGCAAGGUCCCAUCUCCAAAGUGCGUCACAUGCAAGAAUGGCUUGAGACAAAAGGAAGUCCCAAAUCGCACAUCGACAGAGCAAACUUCAACAAUGAGAAAGUCAUCUUAAAGUUGGAUUACGCAGAUUUCCAAAUUGUGAAAUAAUGGCCUGAAUUUAAAUUUUCCAAGAAAAACUCGUGGUUUUGUUUUUUUAUUGUUAAUAGAACUGUUCUGUGUUCAAUAUUAGAAUUUGUCAGUAAGUUAUUUUAGUAUCAGAUAUUUGAUACAGAUACUGUAUAUUAUAUGUAUGAUGGAUGGAUUACAGGUGUACACAGGUCUAAUCAAUAAAAACACAGAACCUAUCCUUAUCUUUGGUGAACUUU